CUGGGCUUGACAUUGGAUCUCGAGAGAGAGAGAUGUCUUCAGUAAUGGGCGACCGAGAUUUCCUACUCGACCAUGAGCAGCUGCGCUCGCUUGCCAAGGUGAUGUACUACCAGGAAGCGGAGGCCAUCCACAACACCAACUUCAAAUCCGAAGACGAACUUGCCCACUACCUCUCCCAUUCCAAAUCCAAUUACCAAUCCGUAAUUGGCCUCCUGGACUCUGCCUCCGAUGCAGCCACCAAGUUUCAGAGCGCCGCCGCUCCAGCCUCUGAUGCCGCCACCCCCGCCGACGCCGCCCCCACGGCCGCCGCCUGGCAUCGCGCUAACGUGGACUAUGCCUGUUACAUUGUGAACACACUCAACGUUGCAUUCCAGCACGUGAAGGAUUUCAAUGUGCGAUUUUACUACGUCAGGAAACUACGCAAACAUUGCAAGUCCCUCGAGAGUCGGCAGAUAGAGAUGCAGCCUCUCAUUCCAAGCCAGCCGCCAGCCGGGGAAGAUAACGUGCCCGGCCCAGCUGGCGAGCAGACUUCUCCUGGCGAGGUUCCCAGCCCCAGCGACAGAGUUCCCGAUGGUGGUCCGGAUACUAAGACGGCGCCGGCGGAGGAGACUGAGGGCCCAAUCGAACUUGAUAAACUACUCGAUGGGGAACACGGGGAGACGAUGGAGGUUCUUCCAGAAACAAACGUGGCCGAGGAACUAGCCAACCUCAGGACGGCUUCUCAAGAGUACGCUAAUGCUGCUAUUAAUCGAGCACCUGGCUCCACCAUCGACAUCUCCGAAUUUCACAAACAACUCGAAAGAGCCCGGGUCAGUCUUGGAUAUGAGAAGCCAUUCUUGGAGCUCAAGAACGGACAGAAGCUAAAGGUGUUCAACAAAAUUCUGGAGGAAAAUAAAGUAAUAAAGGUCUUGGACGGCGUGGGUAAAGUAGCGAACGCGGGGCUGCUGCUUCUGACGGUGGUGCUAAUAGCUUGGGAUCUGUCGGCCGCCCCGCCGGAGCAACGCGGGACGAAGCUCGCUCGUGAGAGCUUGGUGGCUUUAGGAGCGUACUUAGCCCCGGAGGCGGUAUCUGCCGUGUCGAGUGCCGUGCUUGACGCCGCGGGGGUCGAGGUCGCUGGUUUCGCCGUCGCUCUCGGCGUAUCCGAGGUCGUCUUGUCGGCGGUCGCAAUUGGGACAGGCAUUGGUAUAGGCAUUCUGGCCGGCUUAGCCGUCGGCUGGAUAUUCGAUGCCAUCUACAACUACGAAUCCAGUUACCCUCUCACCACUGAGGGCCACAAGGUCUUCGUCGUCCCCAAGCCUGAUGUCAAGGCUCUGGCUCGUCGAACUGCCAUCCAAUGUAAUUAUAAUCCAUCACAAUGA
Diospyros lotus (date-plum) is the source of this 1358-nucleotide messenger RNA. RefSeq lists its product as uncharacterized. The coding region runs from base 33 to 1358 and encodes 441 amino acids. NCBI's taxonomy places the organism in Eukaryota, Viridiplantae, Streptophyta, Magnoliopsida, Ericales, Ebenaceae. The transcript is spliced from 5 exons. The record is from RefSeq and is a predicted model, not a curated record.